Messenger RNA from Zingiber officinale, 1011 nucleotides. RefSeq lists its product as uncharacterized. Bases 1 to 1011 code for a protein of 336 amino acids. The transcript is spliced from 2 exons. Lineage: Eukaryota; Viridiplantae; Streptophyta; Magnoliopsida; Zingiberales; Zingiberaceae. The record is from RefSeq and is a predicted model, not a curated record. Gene Ontology annotation, molecular function: nucleic acid binding; zinc ion binding.
AUGUCGAGCAUCCCAGUAAAGGAGAACGGCGGAGUGUCAUUUCCCUAUCCGAUGCUAAAUCCUCACAAUUAUACUGUGUGGGCAAUAAAGACAGAGGCGAUCCUUGAUGCCCAAGGAGUCUGGGAGGCGGUGGAGCCAGCGGAAGGAGCCCAGGUGGAUGCAAAGAAGGACAAAAAGGCACGUGCAUACAUCCUGCAGUGUGUCCCCGAAGACAUCCUUCUCCAGAUCGCAACAAAGAAGACGGCGAAGAAAGUCUGGGACAGUCUCAAGACGAGGUACCUUGGUAGUGAUCGGAUGAAAGAGACCGAAAUGAUUGAUGAGUUUGCUGGCAAACUCAGCGCCCUAAGCAGCAAGUUCUCCACCCUUGGUGCCACGCUUGAAGAUUUCUCGUUGGUAAAAAAAUUGCUCGAUUCUGUCCCUGAUAAAUUCUUUCCUAUUGUUGCUGGUAUUGAGCAAUUCUACGACCUUGAGUCUAUACCAUUUGAGGAGGCUAUAGGGCGACUGAAGGCGUACGAAGAACGAACGCUACGACUACGCAGCAACACCAAUGGCACUGAAGGUGAGCUCCUAUUAACUCAUGCCGAAUGGCAAAUGCGACAGAAGGGGAGCAACGUGGACACUUCGUCAGGAGGAAAGGGGCGUGGGUCCAGCAGCCCUAGUCGUGGCAAAUGGCGUGGACGUGGGCGAGGGCGCGGUCGUGGCCGUGGUACGCAACGCCAAGACAGUGCAGGAGGGACUAGCGGCAACAACAGUGGCACUCGAGACAAGAGACAUAUAAAAUGUUUCAAUUGCGAGAAAAUGGGACAUUAUGCAUCCGAAUGCUACAACAAGCGGCGUGAUGAUGAGGCUCACCUCACUUGUGCCACCGAUGAAGAGCCGACACUGAUGAUGACCGUGUCCCACGAGGAGUCUGACACUAGGCGUGAGCGGCAGGAUACCAUUCUGCUCAGUGAAGAUAGGUUGCUACCGGAGAUGUACCGCGGCGUUAAGAAAGAAGAUAAAGACGUCUAG